CUUAAGAACAAAGUAGAUGCUUUAGAACAGUCGUUACACUAGAGAGUCAGAGUUUACGAGGAAACCUGAAGGCGCCAUAGUUCCACCUCUGCUGGGCUGGCAGAAGGCUAAUUCUACAGCAGCAUACCGACGCACAGAUACUGUAUUUACCUCACAGUCUGUCCAAGUCAGUCUGUCAGGAGGGGAGAAGCAAAAGAUAUUCGACUUCCUCUUUUAAGAUCAUCCAUUACAGGCUGCUGAACAUGAAAGAUCCAGUUAUGUAAGCUGCUCUGAUGUGUGGACUUGAAAAUCCAUACAGCACCUGGUUAAGACAGCUUUCAAGCUUGUGUGGAGGACCAUACUAUUAGUGCGACGUAACCAUCCAACACCUCUGCUGCUGAUUUGUCUGGACAGGCAUAUGUUGGCCUGCAUCAUAGCAUAACUCCCCAGAGCAGCCUCCUCCUCCCCUCCCCGACCUCAGCUCUCCCCUGUAGGACUACUAUGCCUCUGGGCUUGGGAAGAAGGAAGAAGGCGUCCCCGUUAGUUGAGAACGAGGAAGCGGAGCCUAUCCGCGCAGGUCUCAAUGUGGCAGGUAUGGACGGCCUAGAUGGAGGUGUUGUCGGGCUGGGAGAAGGUGCCGCCUCUGAAGGUCUGCCUCCUCCACCCAGCAGCAUGAGGCCUCGCCUCAUCUUCCACACUCAGCUCGCCCAUGGCAGCCCCACAGGUCGCAUCGAGGGCUUCAGUAACGUGCGGGAGCUCUAUGCUAAGAUUGGUGAGGCCUUUGGGAUACCUGCGUCUGAGGUUAUGUUCUGCACUCUGAACACUCACAAGGUGGACAUGGAUAAACUACUGGGAGGUCAGAUUGGGCUGGAGGACUUUAUUUUUGCCCACAUAAAAGGACAGAAAAAGGAAAUUGAGGUCUACAAAGGAGAGGAUGCACUAGGGUUGACGAUCACUGAUAAUGGAGCUGGCUAUGCUUUCAUCAAGAGAAUCCGCGAGGGGAGCGUCAUCCACCAGAUCCAGGUCAUCAACGUGGGCGACAUGAUCGAAUCGAUCAACGGCCACCGCCUGAUUGGUUGUCGACACUAUGAGGUGGCCAAGAUGCUGAAGGAGCUGCCCAAAGGGAAGGAGUUCACCAUCAAGCUGGUGGAGCCUCUCAAAGCCUUUGACAUGAUCAGUCAGCGGUCUGGAGGGUCCAGGUCAGCAUCGGGGGUUCAGCUGGGGACUGGCAGAGGAACCCUGCGGCUGCGCUCUAAAGGUCCUGCUACUGUGGAGGAACUGCCCUCUGCAUUUGAGGAGAAGGCCAUUGAGAAGGUGGAUGACCUGCUUGAGAGCUACAUGGGAAUCAGAGACAGCGAGCUGGCGGCCACCAUGGUGGAGCUGGGAAAGGACAAAAAGAACCCUGAUGAGUUUGCAGAGGCUCUAGACGAAACCCUGGGAGACUUUGCCUUCCCGGAUGAAUUUGUUUUCGACGUCUGGGGUGCCAUUGGCGAUGCCAAGGUCGGCCGGGUGUAACCGCGGGCGCUAACGGAGCAGAACAACCUGUGUUUUUGCGUGACAUCCUCGACAUUCAGCACUACUAGGAAACACUACUGUCAUGAGUUUGUUUUUAUUCCAGUGUUAUACUCCUCUACUAUUUUUGAUUUAGAGUGUACCCUAUUGGGAGACACUGCCUAGACAACGAGUCGAAUGCCAGUUAAUGGGAGAAGAAGACUGUGAUGACUUCCCAAGUGCUUUUAUUUGUCUUCCGGCUUUCUCAAGAAACCAAGCGUGCUGAUGAGCAUUCCCUCGUGACCGCCUCACGUGACCCUGCAUGUCAUUGUUGAAGUCGCUGGCAGCGGAACAAGCACAGCACAUUUUUCUAAUAUGGGAGAAAUGACAGACAGUGGAUAACACUAAGUACAUAUUUGAUACUUAGCAAAAACAAAAUGUGAUUUUUUUUUUUUUUGUUAAAUUUUCAUUGCACUGUGUUGCACUGCGCUGUAAGCCAACCACAGAAGUGAACUGAGAUCGCACUGUACCUCACCUGGUGAGCAGCACAGUUACUGCACAGUACAAGGCGUCGGCCUCUCUGAAUUACAGUGUCGUCUUGAACCACUCGAUGUUACUGUUGUGGAUCAGUUUUACAAGCAUGUGCUGACGUUUUUUAUCUACAUAAUGAAUUCUGCUGGUUUUAUGUUCUUUUAUUUUGGUAAAAGAAAAAAAAAUGCAAAAGGGUCAUAGUGAAGUGUAGCUCGCUGGCUGGAAAGACCAGCGGUGUUUGUUGACCGUUAACACACUCCAUGCUGUAGUGAAGUGAACUGCAGCUCAUUCCUUUCUUUGUUUCACACAUUUACAAAAACAAAAGGUCAGUGUUAAUUUACCUUUCAUUGGAGGUCCGUGAUAGCAGAUUGGUUUCCAGGUUUGUGGAUUGUGUGGGCUUAUUAUUAUUUUUUUUUAUAGAUGGUGUUUUUAUAUGAAGUGAUUGUGACAGUUGAAGGAUUCGGUCCGUUGUGGCAACUUCAUUGUUUUGAAGCGUUACUGAAGGCAGUAUUUAAAAAAGAAGAGGACAGCAUGAGAAAGAGGAGUUAAAAGUUUUUUAAAAAGGAAACCAUUAAGAACAAAAUGCCUUCUUCUCAUUACAUGCAUUUUUUUUUAAACUUCUUUUUUGUUAGAAGGUGCAUGGUGCUGAAAAAUCAAGUAUCCUGUGUUGCGGUAGAAUGAUACCAAACUACUUCUGUCAUUCAUAUGUCCUGGUGACUCGUGUUGUUUAUGUGGAGGAAAAUCAAGCAAUGCUGCACCGACUACUCAGCGUAGGAAAACACUUCUUAAAAAAAAACAAAACUUUUUGGUGUUAACCUUUUCAGUAUAUCCACACGUAUGAAGCUAUUUUGUAGUUUUGUUUCACGCUUCAGAGUUAAUGAAUAUCUAAAUGGGUUAUGUAAUGAAACUGAUGCUAGAACACUGUAACACUGAGAAGAAAACACUAUUUUGAUGGCUUUGUAUUACACUGUUGUCAAUGUCCAAUUAUAAUGCAAUAAUUAUCAACAUGGCAGUGUU
Molecule: messenger RNA, 3018 nt
Organism: Scatophagus argus
Lineage: Eukaryota; Metazoa; Chordata; Actinopteri; Scatophagidae
Gene: gipc1
Product: GIPC PDZ domain containing family, member 1
Exons: 7
Coding region: 481-1494 (337 amino acids)
Molecular function (GO): protein binding
Source: RefSeq, a predicted model, not a curated record